This is a messenger RNA of Metarhizium album ARSEF 1941, 2856 nucleotides long. Its product is annotated as kinesin. The transcript has 2 exons. Gene Ontology annotation, biological process: microtubule-based movement. Bases 1 to 2856 code for a protein of 951 amino acids. NCBI's taxonomy places the organism in Eukaryota, Fungi, Ascomycota, Sordariomycetes, Hypocreales, Clavicipitaceae. Gene Ontology annotation, molecular function: microtubule motor activity; ATP binding; microtubule binding. The record is from RefSeq and is a predicted model, not a curated record.
AUGGCUUUGCCUGCGUUGCCAGUACACAAAACUCGGAAAAGCACUGGAAACAUUCCGUUACAGACUCUGGCAAGGUCUGCACCGUCCACGCCAAAGAGUGGCCUUCGAGCGCCCUCGACUGUCUUGGCUCCUCCAUCCCCGGUUCCCACCACUGCUUUGCCCCUUUCAAAGGGCCUCGUCAAUGUCAACGCUGUAAACGCAGCGGGAAAAACGCUUAGAAAAACCGUCAGCAUCAGCUCAUUUCCACAUCCUCCACGAGGCGAUAGCAGGUCCAGCAGCUUGCCUCCCGGCCCCUUGGCUGGCGAGAGGACUCGAUCUCGGAGGUCAAAGACGCCCAGGGAGCUUCCUCACCUAAACUAUUCUCCAUCUACCCCGAGUCUGUUGAAUGCCAGCGGCGAGGGCAAAUCUGUUAGCAACGCGCGCAUGUCCGACGGGUUGAUGAGCAUUUCGUCACCACCGCAAAGCCGAAGCUCCUCCGCGCAAGAUUCAUACUCAACUUCUGCAACGACGUAUGACGAGCCUGGUGAGGGAUCAGCCUCGAAGCUCGAAGGAGGCGCUCCUGGUCUUAGCAGCCCGGCUUCAGACAAGCGAGCAUCCAAAUCCGAGAGCAAAGGCAACGUGCUUGUUAGCGUGCGAGUCCGCCCAGACAAUGCCGCGGGCCAGUCAAACCCUGAAGGGGAGUGGAUGGUAGAUGGACGCAAGUCGCUUAUCGCGUACAAGGGGAAAGAAGGUGGCGAUUACAUUUAUGAUAAUGUUUUUACGACGCAUGACAACAAUGCGCGCGUUUAUGACCACAUUGCAAAGCGACUUGUCCGGAGAGUCAUGGAAGGCUACCACGGAACGGUCUUUGCCUACGGUAUGACCGGCACGGGCAAGACAUUUUCGAUGCAAGGCACAGCUUCGUCACCGGGCGUCAUUCCCCUGGCAAUCACUGACAUCUUCUCCUACAUUCGGGAAACGCCAUCCCGAGAAUUCCUGCUGCGUGUCAGCUACCUUGAAAUUUACAACGAAAAAAUCUAUGACUUGCUAAGCAUGCCGACGGGCAGCGGUGUCGGCGGAGCUUCACAGGACGAGAUCAAGCUUCGCGAGGACAGCAAGCGCGGCGUGUACGCUACACCUCUGAAGGAGGAAAUCGUUCAAAGUCCUACACAAUUGCUCCGAGUUAUUGCGCGUGGUGACCAGGCGAGACGAACUGCCAGCACACAAUUCAAUGCCCGCAGUUCGCGGAGUCACGCGGUCGUCCAAAUUGUUGUUGAGAGCCGGGAACGAAUACCAGGUGGCGCUACUGGCGGGAUCGAAGCCAAGCGCUCGGCUAUUCUCCCCGGAGGUGUUCGAGUUUCCACACUGAGUUUGAUUGAUCUGGCUGGUUCUGAAAAAGCAGCCGAGUCCAAGGAAAGGAGACAAGAGGGUGCCCAUAUCAACAAGAGUCUUCUCACGCUGGGAACCGUCAUCGCAAAGUUGUCUGAGUGGAAGGACAAGGAGAGCAAAGGCGGCGACAAAGAAGGCAAGCAUCUGCCUUACCGUGAUAGCAAACUGACGCGUCUCCUCCAAGGAGCCUUGUCUGGCAACUCAUUAGUGAGCAUUCUUUGCACCAUCCAGAUUGGAGCCGCCGGAAGCACCGCGGCCGCAAACACCCACACCACCGAAACCAUCAAUACUCUGAAAUUUGCCUCCCGAGCCAAGAACAGUAUUGUCAGCCACGCCAAGAGAGCGGAAGAGGCUCUCGGCGCAGGAGGCGACGGCGGCGCGAGAGUGCUAUUGGAGCGGUAUCGCAUGGAGAUUGUGGAGCUGCGGAAGCAGCUAGACUCACAAAAGAGCAAGAGGAGUAGCAAGGAUAGCGAGACGGACAAGGACGAGGAAGCAGAAAAGGUUCGAGAAUUGGAGGCUGUCGAACGACACGAGGAACAAAUGCUGGAGAUGCAGCUCGCGAGGACGGCGCUGAAGGAACGAAUCGACCAUCUCAACCGACUGAUCCUCAGUUCCAAGUCGAUUGGGGUUAAUUCCAACGGCUCAUUGAGCUCGCUUGGACAAUAUGCACGAUUCUCCCAGCUAUCUCUUACGGGGUCCAUCAGGUCUUCAGUUGCCACUUCGAUCGGAUCAAAGCCUCUGUUGGAGCGCGCCGCGUCCACGACAUCAGCGUCAUCGACGAUAGGGCGACGCUCCAGCGGUGGCCAGAGAAUAUCUGGUGAAUGCGAGCGCGAAGCCAUCGAUGUCGAGGACGACAGUAUUGGGGAGUAUGGAGAUGGCACGGCUUCUCUGACGGCCCAGAACCGGGCGCUUCAGGCAGACUUAAUUGAUAAGAACCGGUACAUUGCCACUCUGGAGAAGAGACUUUUGCAAGCGAGACGGGCAAGCUCGUCGCGAACCUCUGUUGGGUUUUCCGCGCCAAGUAAGAAUAUCAUGGUUGGUGAAGACCACAGCGUCGCUGCCGCCUUGAAAGAAAAGGAUGCCGAGAUAGCUGAUCUCCGUGCUCGUCUUGACGAUAAAGACCGCAUGCUUGCUGCUCUGAGGAGUGCCGCGCGCUCCCGGGACACUGCUGACGCCUCGGCCGAACCACGAUCAAACUUAGUUUUGGAUCAGGCCAAGAUGACGACGCUAGCUACCCCUAGUCCUACGAGCCAUCGGAUUCAAAGGAGGCGGACCAGGAGCGUCGAUGAGAUGAAUAGGAUGCUCGAAGAGAUGAUCCAGGACCGCGUUGAAACAGGUCAAAUCAUUCGUGGAUCCCGAGGUAGCGUGCGAUUACCCCGUGGACGAAAGCCGGACUCACUCGCAGAGCCGCCACAGACUUUGGAAACGUUGCGACAAAGCCCGGUGCCUGCGGCUGCGCCAGCCGUGUUGGAAACCGAGUCGGCCUGA